CCUAUUUUCUCCUCCCUCCUCCUCCUUUCCCUCACCCCCCUCAGCCUACCUCUCAUUUUUGGGAAGGAGUCACCCUGUGUACUCCUUGUUUUUAUUUCUCUUUCAGGAUCCUGGUUAGAGACUCCUGGAGGCCCCUACAGAUGCCGGCAGACCCCACACAGGAUGCAGACUCUUUGCUUUCCUACGGGAUGAAACUCACAUGGGACAUCAAUGAUCCACAGAUGCCUCAGGAACCAACCCACUUUGACCACUUCCGGGAGUGGCCUGAUGGCUAUGUGCGCUUCAUCUACAGCAGCCAGGAGAAGAAGGCUCAGCGCCACCUGAGUGGCUGGGCCAUGCGCAACACCAACAACCACAAUGGCCACAUCCUUAAGAAGUCCUGCCUGGGCGUGGUGGUGUGCGCACGCGCCUGCGCCCUGCAGGAUGGCUCGCACCUGCAGCUGCGGCCGGCCAUCUGCGACAAGGCCCGGCUGAAGCAGCAGAAGAAAGUGUGUCCCAACUGUCACUCAGCUUUGGAGCUGGUUCCUUGCCGAGGGCACAGCGGAUACCCUGUCACCAACUUCUGGAGGCUUGAUGGCAACGCAAUAUUUUUUCAGGCCAAAGGAUUUCAUGAUCACCCCAAACCAGAAAGUAAGUCAGAGACAGAAGCUAGAAGAAGUUCCUUCAAGAGACAGAUGGCCUCUUUCUACCAACCACAGAAAAGGAGUUCCAGAGAGCCUGAGGUAAUGACCACUGACACCACCUGGAGCUCCAGAGAGCCUGAGGUAGGAAGUACUCAGGAUUGCAGUGGAAACCUCAGUAGCAUGCCUGCCCUAGAAGCCACAGAACUGCUUGAGAUGACUGGUGAUACCAGCUUCCCUAUUACAGCGCAGCCCUGCCCUUCCUUGCCAAACGCUGAUGUCCACAGAGUUACCUGUGACCUGGCCACCUUUCAAGGGGAUGCAGUGCUGACCUUUCAGAAUUAUUCAAAUCCAAGUGUCUAUUUGCCCAGACCACCUUGGAGUUAUGAAUUGGCAGAUCCUGUGGGUACAAGUUUAAGUCCAUAUCCCUCCCUGUAUAAAGAUUCUUCCAGUCUCCCUGAUGACAUAGACUGGGUUCAUCUAAACUCACUACAAUAUAAUGUCAGUUCAUAUGGCAGCUAUGAAAGAAGCUUGGAUUUCACAGCUAAGUAUCAUGGCUGGAAACCUACACAUGGAAAACCUGGCCUUGAAGAGAGGGUUGAUUAUGGGCAACGCCAGGCUGUGACCACAUGCCCUUAUUACAACCCAGAGCUGCCCUGCAGGUACCUGCCAGUGCCACCAGCAGGAGCCCGGGCCCUGCAGACCGUGAUCACCACCACAGUGGCCUACCAGGGUUACCAGCACCCUGCCCUGAAACACAGUAACAACACGCAGGAGGUCAGCACCCUGGCCAGCUGCACAUAUGCUGAAAACCUCCCGAUGCCCAUCUACCCACAAGCCCUAGGCCCUCCCGAUGCAGUCAUGCAGGCAGCCUCUCCUCUGGAGACAGGCCCCGUGAAACUUCCAGGAGAUUGCCAGGUCCUCAGACCCACUCUGGCUUUUCCUCAAGAGACAGAUCCCUCCAGGACAGAUGGAACGGAUGCAUGGGAUGUGUGUCUGUCUGGGGUGGGCUCUGUGACAGGUUACUUGGAUAGAACAGGGCAGCCUUUUAACUUUAAUAGUGAGGACUUUUAGAAGGAUCCCGGGGUACACACCCCAUGAUAAUGGAGUGCUUGCAAAAAAAAUACUUGCAAAAGGGCAACCACCAAUUGUUGAGAUAAUUCACUUUGUAUGUUUCAUUGUGUGUGUGUGUGUGUGUGUGUGUGUGUGUGUUUUAGCACAAGUGCAAGCUGAGGAUAUCGGUGUGAAACAAUGGAGAGGAUGCUGGAGUUUGCAUAGCAUUUUGAAGCCCACCUCCACACAGGCUGUUAGGAGUGUUAGUCUUCCAAAUGAACAAAUAAAUGAGCCGAAGGCCUGUGACACAUGGGUCUGGAAGGUUCCUAUUCUUAGUCUUAGUCUUUUUGUUUUAGACUUUUAGGGAAUUUCACACCGCCAUGGACAGCAUCAAGAGGCUGUGAGUAGCUUCAGAACGGAAACCUGGAGAGAAAUGUAUGAAGUUUAGCAGACAUUCUGUUACCCUGCAAGCUUUUUUUCAUAAAUCAGCUGAUAAAUUUGUAAAUCAAGAGGACUCCUGCAUAACCUGGAGUGCUAUGACACCUGUGAACUGAUGCUCCCAGAAAAAAAAAAAAACAAAAAAAAAACAGGCAAAACCUCACCUGUGUUAAAUUCCACGAUGUUGACUGACUGAUAAGAACUUCUGGAAUGUUGCAGGUCUGAAGCCAUAUCUGAGACUUUAUUCCCUUAGUAGUUAUUUAUUGCUUAUUGUUAAAUAAAUCCUUUUGGGGUGUACAAACAGAUCCUGAGUCUCCACUGCUCAAAGGCUAAGAAUGUUAUAAAGUAGCAUCUUAGGCCCAUAAAAAUAUUUUUUCUGCCUUACUGUAUAACCUGCUUGCCUGUUGUUUCCACAAAUAUAUUUUUCAAAUACCUUGA
Mesocricetus auratus (golden hamster) is the source of this 2549-nucleotide messenger RNA. It is a transcript of the gene Gcm2, whose product is annotated as glial cells missing transcription factor 2. Gene Ontology annotation, cellular component: nucleus. The record is from RefSeq and is a predicted model, not a curated record. The transcript is spliced from 5 exons. NCBI's taxonomy places the organism in Eukaryota, Metazoa, Chordata, Mammalia, Rodentia, Cricetidae. Gene Ontology annotation, molecular function: RNA polymerase II cis-regulatory region sequence-specific DNA binding; DNA-binding transcription activator activity, RNA polymerase II-specific. Gene Ontology annotation, biological process: regulation of transcription by RNA polymerase II; gliogenesis. Bases 141 to 1694 code for a protein of 517 amino acids.